Molecule: messenger RNA, 1892 nt
Organism: Telopea speciosissima
Lineage: Eukaryota; Viridiplantae; Streptophyta; Magnoliopsida; Proteales; Proteaceae
Product: chaperone protein DnaJ-like
Exons: 11
Coding region: 93-1562 (489 amino acids)
Biological process (GO): protein refolding; response to heat
Cellular component (GO): cytoplasm
Molecular function (GO): ATP binding; heat shock protein binding
Source: RefSeq, a predicted model, not a curated record
AGAGAGCAUGAACCCAAGUUCUCAUCUGUUCGUCCAAUGCCUCCUCUUCUUCUCUUAGGACAAACAACAAACAGCUUCAUUCCUGUUAUUCAAUGGCGCUUACUCUCUCAUUCUUCCCUACCGCUACUUCUCUCGGUUUCUGUACUGAGCGUCGACAACUAUUCUUCCAUGACUCUUCAUUCCUCGACGGUGGCCUGAGCCUCAGGAGACACCAGCUAUCUCUUUCUUUCUCCUUUUCACAAUUCAACAAGAAAAGGUUCGUGAGUAAGCGCUUCUCCACUCUAAUUACUGCCGCUGCUGACUACUACUCCACCCUUGGGGUUCCUAAGUCUGCGAGCAUCAAAGAAAUCAAGGCUGCUUACCGAAGGUUGGCGCGCCAGUACCAUCCUGAUGUCAACAAGCAACCUGGAGCAACUGAGAAGUUUAAGGAGAUUAGUACUGCAUAUGAGGUUUUGUCAGAUGAUAAAAAGAGGACUAUGUAUGAUCAAUAUGGUGAAGCUGGAGUUAAGAGUUCUGCCGGGGGAUCGGCUGGAGCAUAUACGACUAAUCCUUUCGACCUAUUUGAGACUUUCUUUGGAGCAAGUAUGGGUAAUUUCCCUGGUAUGGACCAGACUGGAUUUAGAACACGUGGUCGCACUACUGUGAUUAAGGGUGAAGACAUACGUUAUGACAUGUCUUUGGAUUUUUCCGAGGCUAUCUUUGGCACUGAAAAAGAGUUCGAGCUUUCUCAUCUGGAAACAUGUGAAUUCUGUGCUGGGACUGGAGCAAAGGUGGGCUCCAAGAUGAGAAUAUGUUCAACAUGUGGUGGCAGGGGUCAAGUCAUGCGGACCGAACAAACUCCUUUUGGUUUAUUUUCCCAGGUCUCUGUCUGUCCAAAUUGUGGGGGGAAUGGUGAAGUAGUUUCUGAAUAUUGUCGGCAAUGUGCUGGUGAAGGACGUAUUCGUAUUAAGAAAGAUAUCAAACUUAAAGUCCCUCCUGGAGUCGGCAAAGGCAGCAUCCUUCGAGUUUCUGGGGAAGGUGAUGCAGGACCUAAAGGGGGGCCACCAGGAGAUCUUUAUGUAUACCUGGAGGUUGCGGAGAUCCUGGAGAUCCAAAGAGAUGGCAUAAACCUAUAUUCAACAAUUUCUAUUAGCUAUAUAGAUGCCAUCUUGGGAACUGUUGUUAAGGUGAAGACUGUUGAUGGGGUUACUGAAUUACAAACUCCCCCUGGUACUCAACCUGGCGAUGUGAUUGUGUUAGCAAAAAAAGGUGCCCCAAAGCUAAACAAACCAUCGAUACGUGGUGACCAUUUAUUCACUAUUAAAGUCACCAUACCCAAUCGUAUUAGUGCAAAGGAGCGUGAAUUGCUUGAAGAACUUUCCUUCCUAAAUGACACAACGAGUAGUCGUCAACGAACUCGCCCUAAAACCAAGCCACCAACUGAAAGCUCGGAAAGUCAGAUUGGUAUGGACUCAGAGAAAACUGAAGAACCUGGAGCUCCAAAUGACUUCUGGCAAAACCUAAGAAAUGUUGCCGGGUCUGUUGCAAACGGAGCUCUGAAAUGGCUGAAAGAUAACCUCUAAUCUUGAAGACUCUUUAUGUGAAGUUCAAAUUCUUUUUCUGCUCACUUGUGUAUCAUGGGGGCCAUAUUGUUUUUCUCAGAAGCGUCCUCAAGAUUGAAGCAGCCAUUUAAUUCUUGUGGUGCAUUUUCUCCUUGCUGAUAUUUCAUCAAAGAAAUCAAGCAGCAUUCAGAGUGGAAAUUCUUUUAUUAUAUUUGUCCCUUGUAAAUCUUCAAAAACUGUUAAUCCACAUUUGAUUGGAACAAAUGUAUCCAAUCCAUUAUAUGAGCUCACUAGGAUGUCCGGCUAUACAUAAUAGAGAAAUCAAAUCUGUAUUGGAUGUGUAUAAGUUCA